AGAGGUGUAAUUAAGGGUGUGUAGAGAUGGGUAGGUCAAGCUUUUAUAGUGCGUUGAAGCUACUGUUCUUGCUGGUGCAAAUGCAAAUGUAAAUGUUCUUCCAUCAUCAUGAUGAUGAACCAGAAGACCUAUGCGCAGGUUAAUUAACGUGCACCCACUACCCAUCUGAACAAUAAAAGAGAGGAGAGAGGAGAGUGAAGAGAGAGAGACAGAGAGAGGCUCCCUUUGUUUCAAUUCCAGUCGUUUUCCAAGUUCGUUCCCAGUUCCCAUUGUUGGGUUGGUGCAUUAUUAAGAAUUUAAGAGCUAGGGCUCUGAUUUGUUUGUGCUAUUUGUUUUACCAGUAAUGGCGAUCUAGGCUUCUCAGUUUCUUGGUGGCACUGAAUGAAAUGGAUAACGAAACCAGAAGGAAGAGGCGAGCCCCACCUCUUAUUUUGGCUCUCUUCCUCCUUGUUUUCUUCCAAAGAUCUACAGUCGACGUUUUGGCUUUGAACUACACAAAUUUUAGACAUGUAUCGAGCUUGAGACUCGCAAGAAUUCAGAGACACUUGGACAAGAUCAACAAACCCGCCAUUAAAACCAUAGAGAGCCCAGAUGGAGAUAUCAUUGACUGUGUUCACAGACAUAAACAGCCAGCUUUAGACCAUCCUCUUCUGAAGAAUCACAAGAUCCAGAGAGCACCACCAGAAAUGCCAAGAAUGAGAGUGAGCAAGGAAGGAGAAGGGAUGAGAAACAAGAUUAAUGGCAGUGAAGGAACAGGACGUGCAUGGCAAACAUGGCAUCUAGGUGGGGAGAGAUGUCCCAAGGGAACGGUUCCCAUUAGGCGAAGCUCAGUGAAUGAUGUAUUGAGAGCCAAAUCUCUGUAUCACUUUGGGAAGAAACAACGCAUACGCAGGCUUCCUCUUGACAGAUACGUUGAUGCUCCCGAUGUGGUCAGUGGCAAUGGCCAUGAGCAUGCAAUCGCCUACACGGGAUCAUCAACUCAAGAGCUGUAUGGAGCGAAGGCUACGAUAAACGUGUGGGACCCAUCAAUCCAAGUGGUGAACGAGUUUAGUCUUUCUCAGAUUUGGAUUCUUUCUGGAUCCUUUGACGGCCCAGAUCUCAACAGCAUAGAAGCUGGUUGGCAGGUCAGUCCGGAGCUUUACGGGGAUAGCAGGCCCAGAUUAUUCACAUAUUGGACGAGUGACUCGUACCAAGCGACGGGGUGCUACAACCUUCUCUGUGCAGGAUUUGUGCAGACAAACAACAAGAUUGCCAUCGGAGCGGCCAUUUCUCCGGUCUCAUUGUACUCCGGCAACCAAUAUGACAUCACCAUUCUCAUUUGGAAGGAUCCAAAGAUAGGGAACUGGUGGAUGGGCUUUGGUGAUAACACACUAGUUGGGUACUGGCCAGCGGAGCUGUUCACACACCUAUCAGAUCAUGCGAACAUGGUGGAAUGGGGUGGAGAAGUAGUGAACACACGGACUAAUGGUGAGCACACAUCGACGCAAAUGGGCUCCGGCCAUUUCGCAGAGGCAGGGUUUGGCCGGUCAAGCUACUUCAGAAACCUGGAGAUCGUCGACGCCGACAACAGCCUGAGCUCAGCCCAGGACAUCUCCACCCUCUCUGAAAACACUAACUGUUACAACAUCAAGAGCUCCUACAACAAUGAAUGGGGCACACACUUCUACUAUGGUGGGCCUGGGAACAACCCAGAGUGCCCAUAAUCUUAAGUUCUUGUAGAACCUUAGAUGCACUUAUCAUCUACAAUCUCAAUUCUUUCUUUCUAUAAAAUCUCUCUCUCUCUCUCUCUUGUUCAGAAGUCCUUAAAAGUGUAUUGUUUUGUAAUACUAAAUCUUAAUUAAUCUAAUUAUCUUUUUUUGGCUCUA
Nelumbo nucifera (sacred lotus) is the source of this 1865-nucleotide messenger RNA. RefSeq names its product protein neprosin-like. Lineage: Eukaryota; Viridiplantae; Streptophyta; Magnoliopsida; Proteales; Nelumbonaceae. The record is from RefSeq and is a predicted model, not a curated record.